GGAUUGAUGAAUGCAAUAGCCAGGGAGAAACUGUUCUAUGUCCUCUCUGUCGGUCCCCCUGGGAUUCACAGGUAAAACCUGUGAGUACUCCAGCUUACCAUCACUUUGCUCCCUCUCCCUACACUGCUCCCUCCCAGUACUCUGCUCCUUCGGCACAGUACUCUGCUUCUAAACCGAGAAACCUAAGCCUGAGCUCCGGGUACUCAACUAUAUCCAGGACCAGUGAUACUCUCCACAUGAUAGAACAGGGCGGAUCUCCGGAGGAUAUUCCUCUGCCCAAGGCGGAACCGAUUCCUCAACAGCACUGGCAUCUGGCCAGCUCCUGGAUUCAGCUGUAUGGACGGGAUCUGGUCUCGUGUCUCUUUUCCAGGGACUGGUUGAAGAGAGAGACAGGGUUGAGAAGGUUAGCUCGUGAGGUGGUGAAGAUCCUGCAGCAUGGAUCAGGGGAGUAUACGGAGAAGAUGGAGAGGAGUUGGAAAUGUUGUGUUGAGAUCCUUCAACUUCUACUGGAGGACAAGGUUUACAAGGUUUACCUCGCAGCAGUCAAGACGCUUCGCGCCCUGCUUAACUUUCUCAACUGCAGGGACGAAACCCAGUUUCAACAGAUUAAAACCCAAAUCCGCCCUCUGCUACAUUGUAUCCUGAUCAAGUGUGCAGAUGGGAACCGGAGAAUAAGCGAGGUCAGUACUGAAACCCUCCUGGAGAUAUCCCGAGGACAUGAGGCUGACUUUGCUAUAGGAAAGCAUGCCUCCUUGAAUAUCUCGUAUUGCGGGUUGGAUCUUCUAAUCCACCUAGUCCUGGAGGAGAGGGAGGUUCACGGUGUAUCCUGGCAAUUGAUAAUGGGACGUCUAGUUCUUCUUACCAGGAUGCUGGAGACCCUCCCCCAGGAGUUCUCAUUGGAGAACAAGAACGCCCAUACUAACUUCAACAGGUUGAUGAUGAUUAUUGACUUUAGUUUUCAGAACCUGAGCAGUACACACACCAACGUGAGAAAACUAGCAAAGAAGGUGUUUACUUUAGCUGCCAGGAAUACUGUAGCAGAUAAUACAACUUUUAACCAGGUCUGGGAGCUACUUGGAGCUCUAGAUUCAACCCUAGAGAUGAGAAUGAAGAAGAAUAUUACAUCUGCUGUGGAAGAGUUGUAUCUAGGAGAAGCUAGAUCUCAGUGCUCCUCUGUAACUCUAUCCACUGGGUCCCAAAACCUCCUGGAUAGAUCCAUGUUCUUGGAGAACUUUCUGAACGAGUGUUCUAACCAACACACGGAGCAAAAUAUCUGUAAAUCUAUUCCAGGGAAGAGGAAAGGUUGGAGACCUCCUCUUCUCCGCAGUACCUCACACAGUCCGUCCAGACAACAAGUUCGGAGCUCAUCCCAGAGCCCGUCCAGGUUCUUAUCCCAGAGUCCUGCUCGACACCUGAGCAAACCGAUGAUCAAGAACUCAUUCUGCCAAUCAGCCUACAAUGUAAACCUACAAUCCAAGCGACCAAGCUACCUACCCUUGAACAAGCCAAGGGUUUUAUCAAGACUAGCACAGAAAUCUAAAAUCCAGGAUCUAGCUCGCGAUGUUCUCCCGAAGUUUGAUCUGUCCUUUCUCUCUGGGUCCCCUGAAGAUAUGGAUCUAGGUGAGGAGGUUCUGGAGAUUCUCCAUCCUACCAAACCAACCCGGCCUACUCCAACAAGGCAGGAGAGUACAUGCAAACCAGGACGAGGGGACGGUUCCUGCAGAUCUCCUCCUGUAUACAGAACAAGGGGGUCUAAGGACAGUGGUCUAGGGAGUAGGACGCCCUUGUCCUCUCCGCUCCUCAGAGAGAAACGAUCUGGGUCCUGUAAGGAUCUAGUGGACUAUGAGGAGAACCUCGCCCUAGCUCUAGCUCUAUCUCGGAGUAUAUACCAUGAAACUCCGCUCCCUCAUAUACCAGGACUUUCCCAGAAGAUAACUCAGGAUGUGCUGGCUCACCCUCAUAAACAGAUUUUGGAGGGAGGAGAGGAGAAACGGAGUUAUCUUGAAGGAAGAGAUUGGACUAAAGGACGGGUUUUGGGAACUGGAGCUUUCUCUACUUGUUACCAGGCCCGGGAUGUUGAGACUGGAACUAUUAUGGCAGCAAAGCAAAUAUCGUUCUGCCGUAACUCUGAGGAGGAACAGGAGAAGGUUGAGGAGCUGGUAAGAGAAGAGGUUACUCUAAUGUCCCGUCUCCAGCAUCCUCACACUGUCCGGAUGUACGGAGCUAUCCAGGAGGGGAGCCAUGUCAAUGUAUUUGAAGAAUGGAUGCCGGGUGGAAGUAUCUCCAGCCUACUUGACCGGCACGGACCGUUUACAGAGCAGGUCACACUGCGGUAUACUCAUCAGAUACUACUAGGACUAGAAUACCUUCAUGCUAAUGGGGUUUUACACAGGGAUCUUAAAGGAGCAAACUUACUGGUUGAUACAUCCGGCCAUCAGCUAAGAAUUGCAGAUUUUGGAGCCGCUGCUAGAAUGCUUUCAGGAUUUACUAUUCCAGGGGAGUUUCAAGGGGAACUUCAGGGAACUGUUGCUUUCAUGGCCCCUGAGGUGCUCAGGGGCGACAGCUAUGGUCGCGCCUGCGAUAUUUGGUCUCUAGGGUGCACGAUUAUAGAAAUGGCGACAGGGAAACCGCCCUGGGGUGAACACCAAGUCUCAAAUCGCUUCGCGCUGAUAUUUAGGGUUUCUGGAUAUCACUGUGGUUCAUCCAGCUUUUAA
This is a messenger RNA of Eurytemora carolleeae, 2714 nucleotides long. RefSeq names its product mitogen-activated protein kinase kinase kinase 1. Gene Ontology annotation, molecular function: protein kinase activity; ATP binding. Bases 237 to 2714 code for a protein of 825 amino acids. The record is from RefSeq and is a predicted model, not a curated record. Gene Ontology annotation, biological process: protein phosphorylation. Lineage: Eukaryota; Metazoa; Arthropoda; Copepoda; Calanoida; Temoridae. The transcript has 9 exons.